Penicillium odoratum is the source of this 1662-nucleotide messenger RNA. RefSeq names its product acyl--CoA ligase. Bases 1 to 1662 code for a protein of 553 amino acids. The record is from RefSeq and is a predicted model, not a curated record. Gene Ontology annotation, biological process: secondary metabolic process. The transcript has 6 exons. Lineage: Eukaryota; Fungi; Ascomycota; Eurotiomycetes; Eurotiales; Aspergillaceae. Gene Ontology annotation, molecular function: CoA-ligase activity.
AUGUCCAUCAUGAUCUUCGAGCCAGCCGCGCGUACGAUUCUUCCAACCAAAGAUUUACUCUCCUAUAUAUUUGAUUCCCCGCAAUAUGACCAGGACAAACCGAUCUAUAUCGAUGCGAAGAAUCCAAGUCGUUCGAUUUCCUGCAAUCAGGCUCGCACCACAAUCCGAAAGUUAAUUGCAGGUCUUCACGCUGCUGGCCUUCGUAAGGGGGAUUGCGUUCUGAUCCACUCCUUCAACGACAUCAACUAUUCAAUCCUUGUCCUAGGAAUCAUUGCCGCUGGGGGCAUAUUCACUGGCUCAAAUCCAUCGUAUACACCGCAUGAACUUGCGCAUCAUGUCAGAGCCGCAGAUUGCAAAUUCCUGAUAUCUGAGCCCGAGAUAUUGGAUACCCUUCUUGUGGCAGCCAAACAAGUUGGAGUCCCAACGGAAAAGGUGUGGGUAUUCGACAACUUGGGGCAAGCUCUUCCACCUCAACAGAAAUCGUGGAAACGUUUGAUGGACCAUGGAGAAUCCGACUGGCUACGGUUCGAUGAUUUGCAAACAGCACAGACGACCACUGCUAUGAGACUCUUCAGUAGUGGAACAACAGGUCUGCCAAAGGCUGUCAUGAUCACUCAUUACAAUCUUAUCGCGCAACACGAACUUGUCAUUGGUCUUAACCCUCGUCCGUUCCCAAUUGUGCGAAUCAACGCAGUUCCCAUUUUCCACGCCUCCGCGGCCCCGGUGACCCACAUCUCUACUCUGAAAGCAGGGCAAGUGUGUUACAUGAUGCGGAGAUUUGAGCUGGAAGAGUACUUGGUCAAUGCGGAGAAAUAUAACGUCACAGAUCUUGCGAUGGUUCCUCCAAUUGUCAUUACUAUUUUAAUGUCUCCUAUUUCAAUGACAAAGCCAUUUCUCAAAAAGGCUCGCGCCGCAAUUUGCGGAGCCGCACCCUUAGACAUGGCGAUACAAUCUCGAUUUCGCUCAUCAUUGAUGGGAGACGAUAGCCCAUUCACGCAGGUGUGGGGUAUGACAGAGACCUCCUGCGUUGCAACCAUGUUUCCAUAUCCGGAGCAUGAUAAUACUGGGUCGGUUGGGAGACUGAUCCCAAAUCUGGAAGCCAAGCUUAUUGACGAGGAAGAUCGCAACAUUUCUGCUUUCGGUGUUCGGGGUGAGCUGUGUGUUCGAGGACCUACGGUGACACCAGGAUACUACAAGAAUCCUGAAGCGAAUGCAAGUUCUUUCGAUUCGGAGGGCUGGUACAAGACCGGAGACAUCGCAUACUGCGAUCAAGCCACCCGAAAGUGGUACAUCGUCGACCGAAAGAAAGAGCUCAUCAAGGUAAGGGGCUUCCAAGUGGCGCCACCUGAGAUCGAAGCCGUUCUUCUCUCCCACCCUCAGAUUGUGGAUGCAGCAGUUAUCGGAAUCACUUUCCCAGAGGCCGGCACCGAAUAUCCUCGUGCUUAUGUAGUGCGACGUCCGGGAGAUGCGGGGCAAAAGCUCACAGAAGAAGCUGUCCAGGAAUGGGUUUUACGACGGCUCAGUAAAUACAAAGCAUUAACUGGGGGUGUUAAGUUCGUUGGAUCCAUCCCGAAGAACCCGAGCGGGAAGAUUCUUAAACGAGUACUACGAGAAGACGCGAAGAAGGAAAUCUUGGCCGGAGUCAUUAAGCCCAAGCUCUAA